Molecule: messenger RNA, 1137 nt
Organism: Metarhizium album ARSEF 1941
Lineage: Eukaryota; Fungi; Ascomycota; Sordariomycetes; Hypocreales; Clavicipitaceae
Product: UDP-glucose 4-epimerase Gal10
Exons: 4
Coding region: 1-1137 (378 amino acids)
Biological process (GO): beta-D-galactose catabolic process via UDP-galactose, Leloir pathway
Cellular component (GO): cytosol
Molecular function (GO): UDP-glucose 4-epimerase activity
Source: RefSeq, a predicted model, not a curated record
AUGCCUGUCGGAACUGUCCUCGUCACCGGUGGCACCGGCUACAUUGGCUCCUUCACCACCUUGACCUUGCUCGAGAACGGCUAUGAUGUCGUCAUCGUCGACAACCUGUACAACUCCUCCGAGGUCGUCAUUGACCGCAUCGAAAAGCUCUGCGGCCGCCGCCCCGAGCUCUACAAGGUUGACAUCACCAAUGAAAAGGCCCUCGACGACGUCUUCGCCAAGCACCCUUCCAUUGACAGCGUCAUUCACUUUGCUGCUCUCAAGGCUGUCGGCGAGUCUGGCGAGAUCCCACUCGAGUACUACCGUGUCAAUGUCGGCGGCAGCAUUGCCCUUCUCCGCUCCAUGGAGCGGAACAACGUCACCAACAUUGUCUUUUCUUCGUCGGCUACCGUCUACGGCGACGCUACCCGAUUCCCCAACAUGAUUCCCAUUCCCGAGCACUGCCCGAUCGGCCCUACCAACACCUAUGGCCGCACCAAGUCUAUGAUCGAGGAUGUCGUCAAGGACUGCGUCAAUGCGCAGAGGAGCAACCUAAAGAAGGCCGGAAAGCCUUUUGAGCAGUGGAACGGCGCCUUGCUGCGAUACUUUAACCCUUGCGGCGCCCACCCCAGCGGUAUCAUGGGCGAGGAUCCCCAGGGUGUUCCGUACAACCUGCUGCCGCUUCUGGGCCAGGUCGCCACAGGCAAACGCGAGAAGCUUCUCGUCUUUGGCGAUGACUAUCCGUCCCGUGACGGCACCGCCAUCCGCGACUACAUCCACGUCAUCGACCUCGCCCGCGGCCAUCUUGCUGCCCUCAAGUACCUCCGCGAAAACAAGCCCGGUGUCAAAGAGUGGAACCUGGGCUCUGGCAGAGGCAGUACUGUCUUCGAAAUGAUCAAGGCAUUCAGCGCCGUGGUAUUUGGGCCAGACAGCGGCAAACAGCUAGAGCACGAGAUUGUCGCCCGCCGACAGGGCGAUGUCCUCGAUCUCACGGCCAACCCAACCCUCGCCAACAAGGAGCUCAACUGGAAAACGGAGCUUGGUAUGGAGAAGGCAUGCGAGGAUCUAUGGAGGUGGGUCAAGAACAACCCUGAGGGGUAUCGUCAGCAGCCCCCGGCCGAGCUGCUGGCUGCCAUCAAGACAUCUUGUCCUUCUUGA